CGGCCAGAUUGCAAUAUCAAUGAUCUUUGGAUCAUGAUUGGCCUUCUCAUUGAGAUUCCCGGAUAGCGUCGGUGUUAUCAGCAAGCUAAGCACCAAGAUGGCCUAGUCUGGCUGAUCUGACUCACCACAUGCAUCUGACAGGAACGGAGUCCGACGAACAUGCAUCCGGUCGACUGUCAGCAAUCAUAUCAGCAAUCAAUAUAAAAGACCUAGAAACCACCCCUCAAUAAGCCGUAACCAGACAAAUAACCCUCGGAACCCCCAAUCUAGUACAGUCCAACUCGACUCCAGCCUCAAACCACUCACUACUUCCCCUACAUCCACCAUGUCCACCACAUUCACCCCACCCCCAUCAUUCAGCAUCCCCACCUCACGACUACACAUCUCGUACCUGGAGCCCAACAACCCCACCCACAGCGCCUUCGUCCACCACCUCUGGAACACCGACGACUUCAUCCAAGCCGAAGGGCCCACGGGGCUCGACACCCCCGAGAAGGCGGCCAAGUUCAUCGCCACGCGCGUGCAGUCCGACUACAACCGCAACAAGCACGGGCAGAUGCUGGUCUCGCUCAAGCCCUAUCCGGAUGCAUCGCUCGCCGAGAGCAAGAUGAUCGGGAUGGUGUCCCUGAUGAAAGGGGAGCCGCCGAACGCGUACACCCAGCCCGACGUGGGGUACACGAUUCUGCCCGAGGAGAGUGGGAAGGGGUAUGCGACGGAGGCGGGGAUCGGGUUGAUCGAGUAUGCGCGACGCGAGCUGGGGGUGGAGGGGGUGUUUGGGUUCUGUAGGGUUGAUGCGGCGAGGAGUCGACGCGUGCUGGAGAAGAUUGGGCUGGAGUUUCGCGGGGAGAGGAAUUUGAGGGUGUUUGGGGGGGCGAGGAGUGCGGUUUAUGCGCUGCCGGGGAUGGGGGGGGAUUUGACGGUGUAUGGGAUUGAUGAUUAG
Aspergillus heteromorphus CBS 117.55 is the source of this 940-nucleotide messenger RNA. Its product is annotated as GNAT family N-acetyltransferase. The record is from RefSeq and is a predicted model, not a curated record. Gene Ontology annotation, molecular function: acyltransferase activity, transferring groups other than amino-acyl groups. Bases 326 to 940 code for a protein of 204 amino acids. The transcript has a single exon. Lineage: Eukaryota; Fungi; Ascomycota; Eurotiomycetes; Eurotiales; Aspergillaceae.